This is a messenger RNA of Raphanus sativus (radish), 732 nucleotides long. RefSeq lists its product as uncharacterized. Lineage: Eukaryota; Viridiplantae; Streptophyta; Magnoliopsida; Brassicales; Brassicaceae. The coding region runs from base 1 to 732 and encodes 243 amino acids. The record is from RefSeq and is a predicted model, not a curated record. The transcript is spliced from 3 exons.
AUGGCUAUGGUGGUGAUUAUGUCUCUUCCAUCGUCACUCCAUCCGCUACCUCUUCCGUUACGAUUCCGUCCACCUCCAGAUCCGCCGCCCCGUCUGCCUUUUCCGAUGUCGUUUGAAGCCCUCUGUCCGCCGCUGUGGUUGUCUUCUCUAAUACCGUCCGAAGCUCUCUCUCCACCAGAACCACCUGAUCUGCCGCCGUGUUCGCCUUUUCCGGUGACGUUCGAAGCUCUCUUCCCGCCGGAACCACCAGAUCCUCACGAUGCUUCAUGCCGUCUCUCUGUUCUUCUGGACGUUGACACACCAUUCACUUUGGUUCGUCUCUACUCUUCAAUCUCAGUUUGUUCUCAUGUAGAUUGGUAUGAGAUGAUUGUUGUCUGGGUGUCUCCGAAUAUAUGGAUUAUGGUCUUGAAUUGCAAUGUUCCAGUGACCUUUGGUUCAUUCGGUUCUGAUGUUGUGCCAGCUCGUGGCUUUUCUGUCGCCUUCGUGCGAUUUCCCGCAGUAUGCGGUCCCUCUAUGUUUGAAAGGACACUCACUUGGCUUCUCCAGUUGAAUAUGAGUAUAGAGGGUUUUCAUUACCCUGUAGCUUCCUUCGUGAGGCUGUUCGUCUUCCCAAUAUUUCCUCCUUUAUGGAGUGAAGUGGAUGUUCAAGCGUCGCUAGUAUGGCUGAUGCUCUUCUCUGCAUAUGUUGCAGUGUUUGUAACUUCUGAAGUUACACGUUUAUUUGGCUCUUAG